Messenger RNA from Periophthalmus magnuspinnatus, 1261 nucleotides. It is a transcript of the gene ccdc167, whose product is annotated as coiled-coil domain containing 167. Lineage: Eukaryota; Metazoa; Chordata; Actinopteri; Gobiiformes; Gobiidae. The record is from RefSeq and is a predicted model, not a curated record. Bases 88 to 405 code for a protein of 105 amino acids. The transcript has 4 exons.
GGGGGCGGUAAAGCGCAGUGUCCACGAGCUGGUUAAAGAGGAAGAAAAUCAUUUCCGUAGUCACUGCUGCGGUUUACUGUCAACAAAAUGCCUAAAUUAAAAGAUAAAAGGCGAGAACAUUACAGUGUUGCUUCUGAGAUUGACCGGCUGGAAGAGCGGCGCGCACGAUGCCAAGAUAACCUGGAUCAGGUGGAGUUCAGACACAGACGAGAGACACUGUCUGACAAGGAGAGGCAGGACCUGGAGGAAGAAAUGACCAUUAUGAAUGAAAGGGUGAACAAAUUAGAUCAGGAGCUGCAGGUGCUGAGGGGAGAGAACCGGAGGAACAUGGUGCUGUCUGUGGCUUUGUUGGCUGUGAGCGCUCUCUUCUAUUACGUCUUCAUCUACAACGAAGACCAAUCAUGAUGUAAUCUACUGCCAUCCAUACUGCCCAUUGAGACCCCCACUGUUAAAUCAUGGACCUGGAACAGUGCAGUAAAUACAUUUGAAAGGUCUACGAGGAUAAUGCAUCAUUUUGCCUCCAGGGGGCAUCUUUGGCUAACAGUUCAAGUCUUAAAAAUCAGCCGCAAUGUACCAUCUUCCAGGAUCAUAGCCUAAAAUUGCCUAUAUGCAUGUUUUAAUGCUAUCCCAUAAAGUGCUGUAAUAUAUGAAAGCUUUGCCAAAUAUAACGGUAUUAAAAGUUCACUAUGUAACUUUCAUGGUUGGGAGGUCCGCCGCCACUUUGUCUCCAUCAAGAUGUUAUGGUUUAACCAGGAAUGUUCUGCAGAAUGUAACUUAAUUUGAUGGAUUAAUUUAACUUAAUCCAUCUUGCUUUUACUCAAUUACUCAAUACUCUUCUCUACAGAUCUGUUACUUUGUGGUGUCAUCUGCUUGUCUCCAUGGACAUGAGUUUAAUCCCAUACUGGAAACAUUCCAGGCAAAACAAUAACAACCAAGAAUUUUAUUACAAACUUAGUAACUGCACAUUUGUUUUUUUUUUAUAUUAUUCAAGAAUGUAUCUAUAAUGAAAGUGGGUUCCUUUUCAUCUUGGUGUUUGCAUUGUAAUGUCAUUGUCAUAACUUAAUUUUAAAAUGUAAAUAAUUAACAAGAUGAAGAGUUUUUGUUUGGUUUGCAUUGUUCUAUGCUUCAGCCUUGUACUCUGAUGUGAUGUGACCUAUACGUGACCUGGUUUACGUAAAGGCAUGGACCUAAAUAAAUACACAUUGUUUUGUAUUACCUUCCUAUUGUGCUGAAAGAAUAUUAAACACAUUAGGUUGCAAUC